AUGAGCACAUCCAGCCACCCGCCUGGCAGUUCCGCCUCAGCCGACUUUCGAGCAUCAGUAGGCACAAGCAGUACCGCAAUCGACAAUGGUGCCCCGCGCCUGCGCUUACAACCGAAAUCGCUCCCACCAUGGAUAGAUUCAUACGAGACGAGGUACGGCCAACCCAGCGAAGACCAGCUUCAACUGCUCUCACCCCCGGCACGAACUGUUCCACCUCACCACAACCACCAGCCUAAGGAGCCUGAUCGUCGGGUGUCGCGUGACGGCUGGGUCGACGAAAUGGGCGACCCUGUCUUAGAGAACGCUCGCCCAAAUACAAACAAACGGCUUACAGACUUCUUCCGCGGCAAGGGCGCGCAACACGGAAGAAAGUGGGAUCACCUACGAACAGCAGAGCCCGUCAUCGUCUCGCAACACAGGCCCGCAACCCAGGGCCCACCAGCAGCAUGGAAGGACUUUCUACACUCAUCGGCCUACGGUCGCACGGAAGGCGAGGAGUCGGAGGUUGUGGACGUCAGCAUGCUAGAUAAGCUGCAGCCCGACUUUAAUAAACGAUACGACUCGCAUGCCCACCGAGAUUUGGAGAAGGGAUCGAUGAAACAGAAGAGAACGAAGACCUUUGGACAAAGAAUGUGGUCCCUCAUUCUACGACACUACCUAGUACCCCUGGUUUUCCGACUUACAGUCAUGUUCACGUCCAUCAUCGCCUUGGCUAUAGCAGCGCGGAUAUACGAAAAGGAGAAUGCUAAGAGCAACGUCAGUCCGGAACGCGCGCAAAGUAUCGUCGCUAUUGCUGUCGAUACGGUGGCAGUGCCUUACAUCGGGUAUAUGAUCUGGGACGAGUACACGGGCAAGCCAUUGGGCCUUCGACCAGCCGUCCAGAAGAUUGCCCUUAUCCUGCUUGACCUCUUCUUCAUUAUAUUCAAGUCAGCCAGCACUUCUCUGGCCUUCGAAUCGCUAGUCUUCCAUAAUGUUGAAGCAGGGCAAGUGAGGCAGUUGAGUCAGGCCCUGGCAUCUUUCAUGCUGGCGGGUCUGCUGGCGUGGACCCUGAACUUCAUGGUUAACAUUUUCCGGACGGUUCAACGACUUGGAGGAGGCGAGGAUGAAAGCUCUCACGAUCGCAUGUAA
Messenger RNA from Colletotrichum godetiae, 1128 nucleotides. RefSeq lists its product as uncharacterized. The coding region runs from base 1 to 1128 and encodes 375 amino acids. The transcript has 2 exons. Gene Ontology annotation, cellular component: cell periphery; fungal-type vacuole. Gene Ontology annotation, biological process: positive regulation of catalytic activity. Lineage: Eukaryota; Fungi; Ascomycota; Sordariomycetes; Glomerellales; Glomerellaceae. The record is from RefSeq and is a predicted model, not a curated record.